UUAAACUCGCGCGGUCGAUCGCAGAAGUAAUAAUUCAUGAGGAUGUUUAUGUUAAUUUUCAGGGUUUAAAGGCCUUUCUUAACUUUGUGCGAGCAGUGUGAAUCCAGCGCGCGAAGCACGGAACACGUGAACAUCCAGCCUCGCUACUAUUCGCUUUCUCUCAGGAUUUUAAAGAUUCACUGUCCCUUUCUUCGACAGGACAAGAAAGAUCUAGCCCCACUUUUGUUUAAAAUAUUUAUCCAUAUUAGACAAUUUUGAGAAGAAUAUAUAUCGUCUUGAUCUCCUCGUCAGCAGCACGAGGCUCCACAGUUUUAUUUGGAGUCAUUUCGCCAUGUCGUCCGGGGACGCCGCGGAGAGCCGGCGGUUCUGUGUUCUGUCCUGGGAACAGGUUCGGCGCUUGGACUCUAUCCUCGGGGAGACCGUGCCGAUCCACGGCCGCGGAAACUUCCCCACGCUCUCCCUGAAACCCCGGCAGAUCGUACAGGCCGUACGGGCCCAGUUAGAGCAGAGGGGCGUGGCGGUUCGGGAUGUGCGGUUGAACGGUUCUGCGGCGAGUCACGUGCUGCACCAGGACACGGGUUUGGGCUACAAGGACCUGGACCUGAUCUUCGGCGUGAGCCUGGGGGACGAGCGGGCCUUCCGGCUGGUGCGGGACGGGGUGCUGGCCUGCUUGCGGGACUGCCUGCCCGCGGGGGUGAGCCGGGCCCGGCUCAGCGCUCAGGCCCUGGAGGAGGCCUAUGUGCAGAAACUGGUGAAGGUCUGCAACGACUCCGACCGCUGGAGCCUCAUCUCUCUGUCCAACAACACCGGCAAGAACCUGGAGCUCAAGUUCGUUGACACGCUGCGGAGGCAGUUUGAGUUCAGCGUGGACUCCUUCCAGAUCGGGCUGGACUCCCUGCUGCUGUUCGACCGCUGCUCAGAGACCCCCAUGUCCGAGAGCUUCCACCCCAGCGUCCUCGGGGAGAGCGUGUUCGGGGACUUCCAGGAGGCCCUGGGUCACCUGCGCGGGAGGACCAUCGCCACGCGCAGCCCGGAGGAGAUCCGGGGCGGAGGCCUGCUGAAGUACUGCCACCUGCUGGUGCGCGGCUUCCGGCCGGCCUCUCGCGGCGAGAUGCGCUCGCUGCAGCGCUACAUGUGCUCGCGCUUCUUCAUCGACUUCCCCGACAUCGGCCAGCAGCAGCGCAAGCUGGAGGCCUACCUGCAGAGCCACUUUGGCGGGAUGGAGCGGCGGCGGUAUGCGUGUCUGGCCACGCUGCACCGCGUGGUGGACGAGAGCACCGUGUGUCUCAUGGCCCACGAGCGGCGCCAGACCCUGGCGCUCAUCUCCGCUCUGGCGCUGCGUGUGCUGGCCGAGCAGAACGCCAUCCCCGCCGCCAACAUCACCUGCUACUACCAGCCCGCAGCCUACGCCCAGGACAUCAACUUCAACAACUACUACAUCGCCCAUGCAGCGCCCCUAGUGGCCACCGGCAGGAACUCCUACCAAACAUGGCUGCCCUGCAACUGACACAACCUUGUGCUUACCCAAAGGGAUGAUGGGAGUUUUCUUUUUUGACCUCCCACUGCCCCACCUGACAAAGUUCAUUGUUUUUUUGGGGGAGCCAAAUAUGGACUCAGCUGAACUUCUGCUGCUGUAUGUCUGAUUGGAACUGUUAUAUACUUAAAUAUGACAAUUUUAAUUUAAAUUUUCUUCUUUUCUUAUGGUUGCUGGUUCUUCUCUUAUGUAGUAGGAGUUUGGACAGGUUUGAUUGAGUCUUAUUCAAUUUUUUUGUGUAAAUGUAAAAAAAACAAAAAACUUCAAUUGCUAAAUUAAUCUAAAUUUGUUUCCUUUUCUAACUGUGGUUUAAAUCGGUCCCCUUUUAAAGGGACUUUUAAAGGACCAAAUAUUUCAUUUAGAAGGGAAUCUGACCAAGUGCCUGAAGUUGCUAGACUGCUCAACAUAGCAAAAGCCCUGUGAAAAGUGCUGUAUUAAGAGAUUUCUGUCUUCUACA
Conger conger (European conger) is the source of this 1991-nucleotide messenger RNA. RefSeq names its product terminal nucleotidyltransferase 5A-like. Bases 332 to 1507 code for a protein of 391 amino acids. NCBI's taxonomy places the organism in Eukaryota, Metazoa, Chordata, Actinopteri, Anguilliformes, Congridae. The transcript has 2 exons. Gene Ontology annotation, molecular function: RNA binding; poly(A) RNA polymerase activity. The record is from RefSeq and is a predicted model, not a curated record. Gene Ontology annotation, biological process: mRNA stabilization.